AUGGCGUUAAAAGAAUUUGGAUCAGAGGAUCCGCUCAAACGGAACAAAAUCAGUUCAUUAGAUAAAUGGCUUGUAUUUAAUCUAAUGAACGAAGAGUUUGUUCAUAACAUCCGUUCAUUCAUUAUAUACGGGAAGACAGGCAAUGAAAUGAUUGUUGUGACCAAAGAUGAUGUGGUCUUUCAUAUGAAUGUCAAUGAAAUCACACAAAUGACUGAAUUGUCUGAAUUGAGAGGACAGAAUGUGAUUAAAAUUAGUUCGGGUACUAAUCACUUGUGUGCCCUCACAUCGGCGGGUGAUGUGUACACGUGGGGCGAAAACAUUCGAUUCCAGUUGGGAAAUGGAACAGACAUUUCAUCCAAAAAUCCAAUGAAAGUCGAUUCAUUGAUCGAAAAAAGCGUUUCCAUUGUGGACAUGGAUUGUGGCGAUUGUUUCACUUUAGCGCUGACAAGUGAUGGACAGGUGUACGCCUGGGGUUGGAACAGCUACGGUGAACUCGGGGUGGGAUACAGUCGACCACUAUCACUACCACAGAGAGUUUUUGGUCAUCUCACUGAUAAGCGCGUGACAUCCAUUGCAUGUGGUUUAUAUCAUUCAUUGGCCGUAACUAUAGAAGGAGACGUUUUUGCAUGGGGAUAUAAUAAUAGUGGUAGUCGAGGUUUGGGUCACACCAACGACCAAUUUUGGCCGGUUCAAAUCUCAUCUCUCAAGGGUAUCAAAGUGACCAAGGUGGUGGCCGGAUGUAACUAUACUAUUAUUUUGACAAACAAUGGCUGUGUAUAUACUUUUGGCUUUAACCACGGUCAAUUGGGUACCGGUAAUAAAACAACUCAGACAUCGCCGUUCAAAUUGCCAAACGACAAUCUGGAUCCGUUUGUAGACAUUGCAACGCAUAAAAAUAACUUUAUCGCAGCGGCCGUUACGUCCAAUGGAGUGCAUUAUGUUUGGGGCGAAUGUCGCAAACCGGUUGGCCUUUUGCUCACACCUACCGUUGCAAACGUGACCACAAUGUAUGAUGUGUUCGGAUUGUAUGGCAAAAUACGUGCAAAUAAUCAUUUGUUGACAGCUAAAGGUCUAACAGAGAAUCUCACGAUCAGCAGCCAAUCCCCGGCUUUUGACGAUCCGAUAACCAGUACUUUCCAGUUUGUGAUCGACGGCCACCCCAUACAUGUCCACAGAGAGUAUUUGAUUAUACGCUGUGACGUUUAUAUGAGACGCUUGUUAGACACAAAUCAAACAAAAAUUGAGAUUUCAAACAAUUCUUAUUUCGCAUUCAAAGCAUUCCUGCGAUAUCUGUAUACCAACGAUGUGUUUGUGGCGCCGGAUAUUGCGGUCGAGUUAUUAGGUUUGGCCGACACUUACGCCGAGACAGACCUCAAGCGAAAGUGUACUCGAAUUAUAAGUAAAAGCAUUACAGUUGAAAACGUGGCCAUAAUAUACGGGGCGGCUGUUAAACACUCGGCGCCAGUACUUCAGGAAAUGUGUUUUAAGUAUUGUGUGCAACACUUCGAUGAUGUGAAAGGAACGCAGGCUUACGAUAAUUUGGAUCCCUUUAUUCGCAUUGAUUUUUUGAUUAAAUUUAAUAUAAAUGCGAGCGCUUUGAACAGUGAUUGA
Messenger RNA from Medioppia subpectinata, 1611 nucleotides. NCBI's taxonomy places the organism in Eukaryota, Metazoa, Arthropoda, Arachnida, Sarcoptiformes, Oppiidae. The record is from the annotation of a GenBank genome assembly.